AUGGUCAAUCUAUCUAGCAUAACACCAUCUACAAGCAGCAGAUAUGAUACGGGUGAUAAUGCUUGGAUGAUGACGUCAACAGCAUUGGUGUUUAUGAUGACACCAGCACUAGCCUUUUUCUACGGCGGUAUGGUUGACAAAAAAAAUAUAUUGAAUCAAUUAUUUCUAUCAAUAAUAUGCAUGGGAGUCGUCAUUUCUCAAUGGGUCUUAUUUGGAUUUUCAUUCGCCUUUGGACCAGCUGUUAGCAAAGGAUUUGGUUCGUUCGGUUGGGCAGCUUUAAGAUUAGGUGAACUUUACAAUCCAAAUUAUUCUCCGACCUAUCCACUUUUAACAUUUUGUGCGUUUCAAUUGAUUCAUAUUUCGAGUGGUGCAAGUGGAUUUGUUGCUUCGGCAGUAUUGGGUCGUCGUAUAGAUCGGGCUACCAAAGAUAUCGGUAAUAAUUUGCCGUUUAGUAUAUUGGGUGCAAGUUUAUUGUGGGUUGGAUGGAAUGGUUUUAAUGCUGGAUCAGCUAACGCUGCAAGUGGUGUCGCUGCUUUAGCGCUGAUAAAUACCAACGCAGCUGCGGCAGCUGCCUUGGUAACAUGGGUGAUAUUAGAUGCAGUUCGAGGCUCAGUUACAAUUACUGGCACUUGUAUUGCCCCCGUAGUAGGUCUCGUCGCUAUUACACCCGCUUGUGGUUAUGUACAGCCGGGAUGGGCUCUUUUGAUAGGAAUAAUAAGUGCUGUAUGCGUUUAUGUGGCAAUGCUGUUCAAGAAAUAUUUAAGGGUCGAUGAUGCUCUGGAUGUUGCCAUUUGUCAUGGAUUAGGAGGAACGGUAGGUGCAUUUUGCACGGGUUUAUUCACACAACUGGAUGUAAAUCCAAGUGGAGGAGCCAACGGUGCGUUUUAUGGACGACCUGUUCAGUUGUGGUACCAAAUAGCUGGAAUAUUAACAGCCGUAGCUUUUUCUGCUGUGUGUACAGCAUUAAUAUUAAUACCAAUGAACGUACUGUGGAAUCUAUUUGGUUCAUAUAUUCGAGUAUCGAUUGAAGAUGAAAUAACCGGAUUAGAUGCUGCAGCCCAUGGUGAAAGUUGGUUGACAGCCGUUGACAGUUCGGGAGAAAAGGAAGGUGGUGAAGUUGCAAGCCAUUACAAUGCCAAGAAAGCUGAAAAAGUCAUCAAACUGGAAAAAUCAGAUUUGAUGGGUUUAUACUUAGAAGGUGCAUAUUUAAAUAUAAAUGAUGCUGUUAAAUUACUAAUUCAUAGUGAUCCAUCUAUAAUUAAUAACGCAUCGAAUGAAACUAUACAAAUCAAGCAUAAUAUGGAUGGUACAACAAUAGGAACAACUACAAAUAUUCUAAUGUCAACCAUCGCUUGCAUUGAAUCUGGUCCUAACAAACAAUCAGCACUGAAUGUUAUUCCAUUAGGACAAUUCAAAUUUAACAAAGAAAGCCGUUGUGAAAUAGACCGUGUUAUACCGGACGAAUUUAUUAACAUGAUGGAGAAAAAGUUAUUAUGUUUAAAAAAUCUAAAACUCGAACUGGAUGUGCACAUGUCCAUUGAUAUGAAAAUGAUGUGGCAAGUGAUGCGAUUGUAUGGUAUUACAGGACAAAACAAACACAAAUGUUCUCAUUGCACAGCUUCAAAUAUGGCCGAAUUGGGAAAGUAUUCAGCAUUUGAUCCAUCCAAAGGUGCUCGUACAUUAGAUCAACAAUAUGAAGAGCUUGUAAAAUCUAAACCACGUUUCGGAUACCAGCACCAACCUAUCUUUCACAGAAAGCUUGAUUACAAGAAAAUGAAAUUACGAAUAGCCGAUGUAUUACUGGCAGAAAUUAUAUCACUGAUAAGUACAACGACUACAUUAGCUGAACGUAACCAACAUCUUCAGAAUGUCUUGACCUUCUUGAGACAACGAGCUAAAGACAAAUCACAAAUUUACAUUAACAAAAAGAAUGAAAUUGAAGCUCCCGGUCGGUUAAAUGUUAACAUGCACGAACGUUUUUUACGUGAUAUUCCAUUAUAUGCUAUUAUGAACGAUAAUCACAAAGCUUUUUUCAUUAAAAAAUUAUGUGGUGACCUUUUUGAUAUUAUGAAUUUGUAUAAUAUUAGUUGCAUAUAUCAGCAUGUUAAGAAAGAAUCGAUUAAUUGGUGCGAAAGAUAUAAAAAUUUAUUUGGAGCCGAUGCUGUCACUAUAUACAGUCAUGUGUUAGACAAUCAUGCGUUCGAAUUUCAUCAAGAAUAUGAUAACCUCGGUUUAUAUACCUUACAAGAUAAUGAAAAAUUUAAUGACGUCACAACAAUAGACUUUUUCAUGUCAACUAACAAGAGAAACUUCAAUGUUCAGUUACUACAAAAGCGUGUUCGUUUACGACUAGUUGAUAUAGGAUUAAAACCACAAGGUGCUUUAGCAUUAAACAAACUGUUUUCGAACUGGAUGAUUAAAGACACGGUUUCGGCAAUCUCCGCUAUAUAA
Molecule: messenger RNA, 2451 nt
Organism: Didymodactylos carnosus
Lineage: Eukaryota; Metazoa; Rotifera; Eurotatoria; Philodinida; Philodinidae
Source: the annotation of a GenBank genome assembly